CACACACCUGGUUCGACGAAAACAUGGCGUAGAACCAGUAGAGUGAUUUUGUUACACAUGUGUCAGCGAUUUUUUUUUGGUUACUGGACUAUAGCCGGUGUUACGUGUAAUUGAUGAUUCAGUAAUCGUUAUCUCAUCGAACAUAAUAGGCCGCCCAUGUAUUCCAAUUCUACUAAUCGGACGAAAUUCUGACCAGCGUUGGAAACAAUCGAGAAGCCGUAGAUAACCGUGAAAAAAAAAAUGGUUGUGGUGGCAGAAGAAUCUUUUCUUGGGGAUGCGAUGGACCAUGCGGCGAGUUCCUCUACCAGAAACGGUGAUUUCGUGCCGCCAACAAUAACCCGUAAAACAAUAGUGGUUGUGUCAGGCCUCGCUAACAUUCAUGCCCGAGUGUUGGAGCCCCUUAUCGACAAUCUCACGCCGAAAUCCGUCUUAUUCAGUCAAAAAGCGACAGCCAGUCAACUCUACAAUGCAGUGUCCCACCUCUACCCUGGUUACUCAUCUCCAGACUCCUUCAACCUCGUCCUGAUGUACAACGACAAGAAGUAUCCGUUAAAAUUUGAAAAUCAGCCUAUUCCGAACCUCGACCUGGAGUCGUGUGAGGAGGUCUACUCCGCCAACAUCGGUGUCAACCGAACUAGCGAAAUCACCAAUGGAGAUAUUGCUAAAGCCGAAGAGGAUACCCCUCACAAUAAAAUCGAAUGCAACAGCAUAAAAUCGUCCAUCAACAAACCCGAUAAAUCGUACGUGGUCGAAGUAAUCCCUCACGACUCUUCUCCUCUCCACGCCAGGAGCUUCUUAGUCUCACCCUCAACUACCCUUGAGGAGCUCUGCCACAACAUCAUGUUCUUUCGCGCGUCACAACUACCAGACACUACAGUAGGAAUAUGCUACUUAAUGGAUCUGUAUCACAGGAAUGCAUCAAAUGUAUCCACUACCACCCACUUUCUCAACAGCGCUGACGAUCUUCGACGAACAUUAGAACACAUAUCAUUUGACUUCAAUCGAUCACAUCAAAUUCUAGUCCUUGUGGGGUUGGCUAAUUUCUUCGACUCAAUUCCAGUGCUUUCCAAAAAAUUAACCAAUGAUUUAUUCAAUUGCCAGGAUUCUUCUCCCUCCUCACCAAAAUUGAUAUCUGUAAAGAAACGAGACGUCACUUUCGACGCUCUCUUCAGUGCAUUGCAAGUGGAGGUUGGAAAGAUAGUAGGACAAUACUCUGAGGCUGAAGCUAAACCAGAUGUGGCGUACGUUGGCCUAGUAAAUCAGGCAAUGACUUGCUACUUGAACAGCCUUCUUCAAGCUCUGUACAUGACUCCAGAGUUUCGCAAUGCUCUCUACAACUGGGAGUUUGUAGGCUCUGAAAAGGACAAAUCUAGCAAUAGUAUUCCUUAUCAACUCCAAAAGCUCUUUCUCAAUCUGCAAACGUCAACUAAGGCAGCUGUCCAGACGACCUCCUUGACUAAGAGUUUUGGCUGGGAUUCAACAGAAGCAUGGCAGCAACAUGACAUCCAGGAGCUGUGUCGUGUGAUGUUUGAUGCGCUGGAACAAAAGUUCAAAAAUACUCAGCAGGCUGAUCUAAUUAACAGACUUUACGAAGGAAAAAUGAUUGAUUACGUCAAAUGUUUAGAAUGUAAAACCGAAAAAUCACGGGAAGACACUUUUUUAGAUAUUCCCUUGCCAGUUAAACCUUUUGGAAGCAAUGUGGCGUAUAACAGUGUGGAGGAGGCCUUGAGGGCAUUUGUGCAACCGGAAACAUUGGAUGGAACAAAUCAGUAUUUCUGUGAAACUUGUAAUAAGAAGUGUGAUGCACAUAAAGGCCUGAAAUUUAGCAGAUUUCCUUAUUUACUAACACUACAUCUAAAGCGUUUCGAUUUCGAUAACAACACGUUUCACAGAAUCAAAUUGAAUGACAGGGUGAGCUUCCCAGAUGUUCUUAAUCUCAAUUCUUUCAUAUCCUCUGACAAUCAGGAAUCGCCAACUGCUGAGGAGGACGCUGGGGUGGGAGUAAAAUGCGAUGACAGCUGUACAACUGAUAGUGGAGGUUUGGACGAGUGCUCUUUGAAUACCAAUGGAAUUAAUGAGAACGGAAUUACGAGUGAAGCUACUAGUGAUCAUUUAAAUAAUCAUGAACAGGAUGACGAUGAGGGCAUUGACAUGAGUAAUGGGCCCUCAACAUCGAGUACAGAGCACAGUCAUGAGGAUACUCGUCAUCAAUCGGCCAGUGGUCCUUAUGUGUACGAAUUAUUCUCGAUAAUGAUUCACAGUGGCAGUGCCAGCGGUGGACAUUACUAUGCCUAUAUCAAAGACUUCAGGACCAACGACUGGCUGUGCUUCAAUGAUCAGAAUGUCAAUCGAAUUACCGAUGAUGACAUUCAAAAAACAUAUGGAGGAGGACCUACACGGGGAUAUUACAGCGGUGCUUACAGCAGCAGCACCAAUGCCUAUAUGCUUAUGUAUCGUCAGAUAGAUCCAGAGAGAAAUUGUUUACCUAUGGAGGUCGAUUCUUUCCCAAAACACAUUCAAGAUUUAUUAGUGACAAUGAAGGCACACGAGGACGAGUGGAAAAAUUACGAGAGAUCAUCCCAAAUGUACAAGAUAAGGGUUUACGUUCAUCAUCCAGAAGAAAAAACUAUUAAAUCGAGAAGAUUGUUCUCAGUGUAUGAUGAAACACUUGCGGAAUUGGUGGAGAAGGCGUGGAAAACAUUGGACCUGGUGAAUGUCGUUGAUUUGGAUCAGUGCCGUCUUGUAACAUAUGAAAUAAUAUCGGACACCAUUGAGUCAACAUUUGAUGGUCAAGAUCAAGAGACUCUGGGUGGACUUCUUCAACAAUCAAAUCCAGAUAUGUUGUUAGAAAUUCGAAAGAAAGAUGAGGAAUUCGAAGCGUAUGAGCCCGGUGGUCUUGGCACGAAAGUCUUUCACAUCGAUUGCGCCAAUAAAGAAAUUAUUGACGGGCCAAUUUACGUGCGAGGAUAUCGAAGACAAACACUCAGAGAGUACAAAAAACAAGUGGGUAAAAUUUUGAAUAUAAAUCCAGAGGAAAUGACAGUGGCCCUCCAAAACUGUCCAUCAGGAGAGAGGGUACUUACGGAGAAUGAUCAUUUACUGGCAAGCCACGGAAUCACGAGUGGAGACCUGGUAUUUGUAACCGCAAACAUUGAUAAUAGUUUGACCGAUAUUGUCAACAAAUUUGAAACGGCCAUUUGUCUUGAUGUUGAAUUACCUGAUAUCAGCAAAGAGGUACUGGAAGAACUCGGUAUUCAGUCAUUGGAAAGCAGACAGAAAGAGCAGCAAGAACUGAAAGAAAUGAAAGAACAAAAAGAGGCUGAAAAACUCGAUAAUCAGAAGAAAAAAUCUGAUUUGGGUGAGGGAAGUCAGAAGGACGAAUCCCGUGAUCAAGCUACCAACUGGUGCCCUGAGGCUUCAGCUGGUGAUAAUGAGGAGUGGCAGGAGCAGAGCAAUAGUGAGGACAGUAGCCUCAGUGAUAGCGAUAGAACACUCGUUGGAAAUGCUUCGGAGGACGAUGAGAUAAGCAUUAUUAGUUUUGACCACGACUGGUAUCCUCGCAAGAGGCUCGUCAACAAAGAGGACAACUGGGAAAUGGAUCAGGAGGAGGAGAUAGAUUAUUUAUUCAAGGCUACUCCUUAUGAUAAGGAUGGUGAAAAACAUCUGCGGGUGAUAGUAGAUAAAAGAAUAAAAUUCGAUAAUUUCCGAAAACACCUGGAGCCCUUCGUUGGGGUUCCAAUGGAGGAUUUCAAAAUUCUGAGAACGGCCAUUGAUUCAGCUGAUGUCGAUUGUACGCGACCCACAACAGCAUUGAGAGUAUGGGACGAUGGAGAAAAAAUUAGUAUAAAAUUGGGUAGAGCUGUGAGGCCUCACGAAUUUAGGGUGAAGGUGUUCUUCCUAGAAUUGGAAUGUUAUAAUAAGCCUUCUCAAUUUUUAUUUGAAUCCACUAUAUCGAAGGAUGCUACUGUAGGGGAUGUCAAAAGACAAUUGUUGGCUGAAUUGCAACGAAAACACGGUGGUAUAAUUCCUUUCGACAAGUGUCGACUCAGGAUAAAACAUUAUCAACUUCCAUCCAAGGUUUUACUGAAUGACCAGAAUAUUCGGGAUAUUAAUUUCCAAUCACUGUGUCAACUAUUCAUCCAGGAAUUGCCAGAGGAGGAACCUGUUACUAGCAGUAGUCAGAUUGUCGUGAUGGUGACGAGGGUAUUCAGGCAUUGGUCUGUUUUGGGACCAAUUCAAGAGAUUGUUCUCGAUGAAAAUUGUUACGAGGAGCUGACGAAGAAAAUCGUGGAAUUGUCCGGGAUAGAGGAGGAUAAUUUACAGAUGAUCAAGGGCAAGUGGCCGACAAGUCGGUAUGAGUCACGGGUGUAUUGGAAACCGGUUAAUAAACCAACUCGGCAGAUUGGAACUCUUGAGGAUGGUGCUUGUAUUUUCUACAGAGAUGUCACGGAAAAGGCGCUACCAAAUACCCAAGAAGAAAUGUGUACAGCGGAAAAUGAAGCUGAUAAGGCGAAAGGCAGAUUUUCAAGAGGUGUCCGACAAAAAAUGAAAGUAUUCACCAGAAGUGUACCACAGGACAGACACUACGCCGAGAGUCCGAGACGAGAGAAAGCUCUGAAAAUAUAUCUCGAUGAUAAAUGAUCCAACUGUGAGACUGUCAGUAUUGAUCUAAUCUCGCAGAUCCAAUAGAUUGUGCAGAUGACACAGUGCUGAGCAAUUUUUACCUGUAUUUUUUUUUUGGUUUUUGAAAAAAACACAAUUCGCAGGAGACACAUCAGGGGAUUUUCUAAAAUUCUUCAUAAAGAACGUAGGAGAAGAUAUCCUUGUUUUUCUCCUUUCAUGAUAUUUUUUCCGCCAUUAUUACUACUCGAAAUAUCAAUCAUACCGAUAAUUACGAAAUGGAAUCCCUCUUUUUCCUUUUUCCCUCGAGCAUUUGCCCUCGCAAUUAUCUUGCAUAUUCACCAAAUCGAGCUUACGUCAUUUAAAAACAAGAGGAAAUUUCCACAGAUAAUUCGAAUCAUUAGAGUCUGUGGUGAAAAUUGAGAGAAUGAUAGCCGAGGUUAAAUGAAUAUUUUUUAAAGACUAAAAGGAAGGAAAAUUAGGGAUGUUGGAUGAGAAUUAUUUCCUCCUGGAAUUUAAUCGACGUUCAACUGUACCUUCUCUCUGUAUCAUACACUGUAGUUAUGAAAGAAAUUAUAUUUAUAAUUAAUUAUUCACGAUUAAAGAAAAACAAAAUCCGAAAAAAUAUGCGAAGCUUCAAUUGAUUUUUUUUGUCACCAUGUAUUCAAGUAAAUCCGUAGAAACCGGAUGACAGAGAGUUAUUGGAAUGAAUCAUAUUGUCAUUUUCUGUUGGAAUAACUGAUUUAAUUUCUUUUUGCAAGUUUUUAUUAUUCAUCUUUGUAUUAGGGAGGUACCCUGCGAUUUAUUUAUUAAAGAUUGUGUUUAAAGUAUAAUUUUAAGAGUCAGUGCCAAGCGAUUUGUUUUCGGCCAGAAAUUCGUUAGAUUAAAGAUUCAUUUAUUGUCAAUAUCUGAAACAACGAAACAUUGAAAAUGGAAAGUGACACGAGGAGAAAAAAUUAAAUAAGUUGUGAAGAUUU
Diachasmimorpha longicaudata is the source of this 5597-nucleotide messenger RNA. RefSeq names its product ubiquitin carboxyl-terminal hydrolase 47 (gene Usp47). Gene Ontology annotation, molecular function: cysteine-type deubiquitinase activity. NCBI's taxonomy places the organism in Eukaryota, Metazoa, Arthropoda, Insecta, Hymenoptera, Braconidae. Gene Ontology annotation, biological process: protein deubiquitination. Gene Ontology annotation, cellular component: nucleus; cytosol. The transcript is spliced from 5 exons. The record is from RefSeq and is a predicted model, not a curated record. Bases 241 to 4641 code for a protein of 1466 amino acids.